AUGUCGUCGAUCGAUCACGCAAAGCAACCGCAGGAGGUUGACGAGGAGGUCCAGGAUGUCCAGCCUACGAAGCCUGUGUCACGUUUCACGCGCUGGUACAGAUCGCCAUUGUUCAAUGUCAUCAUUGUGGGCUUGAUCUCCUUCACUCAGCCUGGUAUCUGGAAUGCUCUUAACAGCACCGGUGCUGGUGGCCAGCAAGAGCCUUACCUCGUCAAUGGCUCCAACUCCCUCACUUUCGGCAUCAUGGUCUUUGGCUGCAGAUUCUUCGCCAUCAUGGCCAACAAGAUCGGUCCGAAGACGGUUCUGAUCAUCGGUACCCUCGGCUACGCACCGUACUCGGCAUCGAUGUACGCCAACAACCGCUACGGCGUAGAAUGGUUCGUGCUGUUCGGCGGUGCGACUUGCGGUGUUGCCGCCUCCGCUCUGUGGGCAGCUGAAGGCGCUAUCGCUUUGGGGUACGCCGAUAUCAAGGACAGAGGAAAGUUCACCGGUAUCUGGCUCGGUCUGCGUGAGCUUGGACAGCUUCUCGGCGCCGCCAUUCAGCUCUCCCUGAACGUCAAGGAGAACCAGCGUGGAAAGGUUGGAUACUCGACCUACCUGGUCUUGAUCGCCCUGCAGUGCCUUGGUCUUCCUUUAGCGUUGCUCGUAUCGCCCCCGCAAAAGGUCAUCCACAGCGACGGCCGGAAGAUCGCUGACCCUACCAAGAACAAGGCUGUUCUGGGAGAGUUCCGCAAGUGGCUCAAGCUGCUCAAGAAGAAGCAGUUUUAUCUUCUGAUUCCCAUCCUCGUCGGCUUCAACUGGAACAGCACCUACCAGGGCAUUUACCUGACCAAGUAUUUCUCUGUGAGAGCGAGAACCCUCGGUGCCUUGACGUCUGGGAUUGCGGCAUCUGCCGCCAACAUCUUUUGGGGCUGGUUCUAUGACCUGAAGUGCUUCAGCCGACCUCAGCUCGCCAAGAUUACCUGGUCCUGUUUUUCAGUCAUCAUGCUUGGCCUGUUCGCAUGGCAGGUGGCCAACGAGAAACUCUACGAGGACACUGUCCCCAAAGUUACCCUCGACUGGAGCACGCCUGGAUUCGGACGCGGUUUUGCUGUCAACGUGCUCUUCCGCUUCAUGAACGAGUCGCACUACAUGUUUGUUUACUGGAUUAUGGGCACCUUCUUUGACGACAUCGAGACUCUGACCCUCGGCGUUGGUCUCGUUUCUCCGAUGGUGAAUCUCGUCGUUGCGUUCGUCAUGUUUGUCGUCUGCGUCCCUGCGACGUCGUGGGCUGUUCUGCUUGUGCCAGAGCGACCAGUCGACAACACGAAACUAGAGGCGAAAGACUCUGCUGUCGAAGACACGAAAGUAGUCGCAAGCCCAGUUGAUGUAACUACCGCCGCGGCCGCCGUUGAUGGUCCUCGGAACGUUUGA
Messenger RNA from Colletotrichum phormii, 1413 nucleotides. Its product is annotated as major facilitator superfamily domain-containing protein. Gene Ontology annotation, biological process: transmembrane transport. NCBI's taxonomy places the organism in Eukaryota, Fungi, Ascomycota, Sordariomycetes, Glomerellales, Glomerellaceae. The transcript has 4 exons. The record is from RefSeq and is a predicted model, not a curated record. Gene Ontology annotation, molecular function: transmembrane transporter activity. The coding region runs from base 1 to 1413 and encodes 470 amino acids.